This is a messenger RNA of Rhincodon typus (whale shark), 1501 nucleotides long. RefSeq names its product UDP-glucose 6-dehydrogenase-like. The transcript is spliced from 11 exons. Gene Ontology annotation, biological process: glycosaminoglycan biosynthetic process. Gene Ontology annotation, molecular function: NAD binding; UDP-glucose 6-dehydrogenase activity. Gene Ontology annotation, cellular component: nucleus; cytosol. NCBI's taxonomy places the organism in Eukaryota, Metazoa, Chordata, Chondrichthyes, Orectolobiformes, Rhincodontidae. The record is from RefSeq and is a predicted model, not a curated record. Bases 1 to 1407 code for a protein of 468 amino acids.
AUGGGUGGAAUAGCUGUUGAGACACAGUUCUCUAUGAUGUACUGUGGCCUUGCGAUUGUUGUCACUGUCAUCAUUAUUGGUCCAGGUCUUCAGGAAGUGGUGGAGUCUUGUCGUGGGCAGAAUCUCUUCUUCUCUACUGAUAUUGACAGUGCGAUUAAAGAAGCAGAUCUGAUCUUUAUAUCGGUGAACACUCCCACAAAGACCUUUGGGAUUGGAAAGGGUCGCGCCGCGGACCUGAAGUACAUUGAGGCCUGUGCCCGGCGGAUAGCAGAGGUGGGCAAUGGGGGCAAAAUAGUGGUGGAGAAAAGCACGGUGCCAGUGAGAGCAGCAGAGAGCAUCCGGAGGAUAUUCAAUGCCAACACCAAGCCCAACCUAAAUCUUCAGGUGCUGUCUAAUCCGGAGUUCCUGGCUGAAGGAACAGCGAUUGCCGAUCUCAAAAAUCCAGACAGAGUUUUGAUUGGUGGAGAUGAGACUCCUGAAGGGCAAAAGGCCAUUCGGGCCCUCAAAAGUAUCUAUGAACAUUGGGUCCCAGAGAACAAGAUUAUUACAACAAACACCUGGUCAUCGGAACUCUCUAAACUGGCUGCCAAUGCCUUCCUUGCUCAGCGGAUCAGCAGUAUUAACUCUAUCAGUGCCUUGUGCGAGGCAACAGGGGCUGAUGUGGAGGAAGUAGCCCAUGCCAUUGGCACUGACCAGAGAAUCGGGAGCAAGUUCCUGAAAGCCAGUGUUGGCUUUGGGGGCAGUUGCUUUCAGAAAGAUGUUCUCAAUCUGGUUUAUCUUUGUGAAGCCCUCAAUCUGCCAGAAGUGGCCAGAUAUUGGCAACAGGUGAUUGAGAUUAACGAUUACCAACGGAGAAGAUUUGCAGCACGAGUAAUUGGUUGCCUUUUCAACACCGUCACCGAUAAAAAGAUUGGAUUGUUGGGUUUUGCCUUUAAGAAGGACACAGGAGACACAAGGGAGUCAUCCAGUAUCUACAUAUCUAAAUAUCUCCUGGAUGAGGGAGCCAGGCUGCACAUAUUUGAUCCAAAAGUGAAGAAGGAGCAAAUUAUUCAAGACCUGUCUCACCACAGUGUUUGUGAUGAUGAUCCUGACAGGGUGUCACGUUUGGUCACCGUCUCUUUAGACCCUUAUGAGGCUUGUAAGAAUGCCCACGCUAUUGUGAUCUGCACAGAAUGGGAUAUGUUUAAGGAGCUGGACUAUGAGAGGAUCUACAAAGCAAUGCUGAAACCUGCAUUUAUCUUUGAUGGCAGACGCAUUCUAGACAGUCUCCAUGAAAAGCUUCAGCACCUUGGUUUCCAGGUUGAAACUAUUGGAAAGAAGGUGACUGAGAGGAUACCAUUCACAGCCAACAAAGAUAUUUCCAGGAUCGACUUGCAAGCUCCCCCCACCAAGAAGCUAAAAAUUUAAUGGUUACCUGCUCCUUGUGACUUUCCGUUAUGCAUUUUGUACACUUGGUAUUAGUUGUUUUUAUAAAUGAGGAAAAAUUUUCAAUAUAUAUCCA